AGUUAGUUUUCUCUUAAUGAAGGCUUUGCUCUUGUCGCCUUCUCUUCUUCUUCCUCCAAUUCACCACGCCAUUAAUGAAGAGAGAAGGUUUAGACAAGGGCGCGACGUUUCCCCUUCAAUAAUAACAACAACAAUAAUAACGCCUCAAUCCCAAGUAAUUUGGAAUCCGUUAUAAAUUGACUCGUUUUUCCGCUGGCUGUCGACCUACCGCAUUCCUCCUCCUUUUACAGAGUUGGCCAAGGCUAAUUUGUCCAUAGGGAAGAAAGAGGAAAUUGAAAUCAGCCAAAAAUGAAUGACUUAUUCUCUAAUUCGUUUAAAAAAUACCAGGACCUAAAAAAACAGGUCCAAUUGGAUGAUUUGGAGGGUGGUCAAGUUGGCCAGUCAGGAAAUGAAAGCAUUGAUCUUGCUAAAUUUUUUGAAGAUGUAGAGAAUGUGAAAGAGGACAUGAACAAUGUAGAAAAGCUCUACAAAAAAUUACAAGAAUCAAAUGAAGAGAGCAAACUUGUGCACAAUGCGAAGACUGUUAAAGAAAUAAGGUCUAGGAUGGACUCGGACGUGUCACAAGUCUUAAAACGUGUCAAGAUGAUCAAAGGAAAAUUGGAAGCACUCGAACGAUCCAAUGCAGCUCAUAGGAAAAUCCCUGGUUGUGGCCCGGGAUCUUCUGCAGAUCGAACGAGGACUUCUGUAGUUAGUGGGUUAGGGAAGAAAUUAAAAGUUCUCAUGGAUGAUUUCCAGGCAUUGAGGGCAAGAAUGAAUGAUGAAUAUAAGGAGACGGUUGCACGAAGAUACUUUACUGUGACGGGAGAGAAGGCUAACGAUGAAUUGAUCGAGAAUUUGAUAUCAAGUGGGGAGAGUGAAUCUUUCCUCCAAAAGGCAAUCCAGGAACAAGGUAGGGGCCAGAUUAUGGACACUAUAUCAGAAAUACAAGAAAGACAUGAUGCUGUGAAGGAAAUUGAGAAGAAUUUGAUUGAGCUACACCAAAUAUUUCUAGACAUGGCUGCAUUGGUGGAAGCACAAGGUCAACAAUUGAAUGAUAUUGAAAGUCAUGUGGCACAUGCAAGUUCCUUUGUUAGGAGAGGCACAGAGCAAUUAACAGAGGCUAGGGAGAUUCAAAAAAGCUCAAGAAAGUGUACUUGCAUUGCCAUUUUCCUUAUCAUUUUGCUGGUCAUUCUCCUUACUUUCCCUCUAUGGUGGCCAUUAAUUGCUAGCAAACUAUUAUAAGAGAAGAAAAAAAGAGAGAGAACAACCCACCUGAAAUUUUGGACUAGACUUUUUGGUUGUUUAUUGAAGAAGAAACCAAUAAAAGUUUUAUCAGGUUGUUGUGAAUUUUAGGAUCACCUAUUUUUUGGCAAUUGACUAUUGUUUGUAAGAAAUUUAUUCUUGUAUUCAUUGUCAGCACUUUCUUUUCUUUGACACUGUAUUUAUAGAAGCAAUUUUUGUCACAUCAAUGGUACAUAUAAACAUCUUGCAGGA
Lycium ferocissimum is the source of this 1473-nucleotide messenger RNA. RefSeq names its product syntaxin-124-like. The transcript is spliced from 2 exons. The record is from RefSeq and is a predicted model, not a curated record. The coding region runs from base 289 to 1221 and encodes 310 amino acids. Gene Ontology annotation, molecular function: SNARE binding; SNAP receptor activity. Gene Ontology annotation, biological process: intracellular protein transport; vesicle fusion; exocytosis. NCBI's taxonomy places the organism in Eukaryota, Viridiplantae, Streptophyta, Magnoliopsida, Solanales, Solanaceae. Gene Ontology annotation, cellular component: SNARE complex; plasma membrane; endomembrane system.